Molecule: messenger RNA, 4029 nt
Organism: Pelobates fuscus (common spadefoot toad)
Lineage: Eukaryota; Metazoa; Chordata; Amphibia; Anura; Pelobatidae
Product: glutamate receptor U1-like
Exons: 12
Coding region: 277-1716 (479 amino acids)
Biological process (GO): monoatomic ion transport; modulation of chemical synaptic transmission; synaptic transmission, glutamatergic
Cellular component (GO): kainate selective glutamate receptor complex; presynaptic membrane; plasma membrane
Molecular function (GO): transmitter-gated monoatomic ion channel activity involved in regulation of postsynaptic membrane potential; kainate selective glutamate receptor activity
Source: RefSeq, a predicted model, not a curated record
ACAUAUUCUCCCCCACCCAAUCACUGCGAAAAACAGGCAGCAAAACACACAUUCCUUCGUGGGGUCAUUAUCAUAAGGAAUAGUUGCUCCUCCUUUGUGAAUUCUGAGGCUUUCCUAUUGAACUGCAAGAUCUGCUGUUUUUCUCAACAGAUCUCUCUCCUCACAUUGAUAUUUCUGUGCAAGGAAGGGGUAACACAUUUGGGACUCUCACAAGGACUGAAGAACAAAAACUGGGCUGUGACGUACACUGCUACACUGUUCAGAACAGAGACAGCCAUGAAAAAGCUAAUUGUUCUUUUCGUUGGUGUAUCGGUCCUUUUCCUGGGAUAUGGAGGUGCUGAAGAAAAUCAAGAAUUUAUACAUAAGGAUAAAGAACGCACAAAGAGACAGAUCCCAGAAAAGUUGACUGUAACUACAAUCUUGGAACAGCCCUUCGCGAUGACGAGUAGCUCAGAGAUGGAAGGAUUCUGUGUAGACUUGCUUUCUGAACUCUCACAGUCUUUGGGAUUUAAUUACACAAUUAAUGUAGUAAAAGAUGGACGAUACGGAGCUAGAGACCAAGAUGGAAACUGGAAUGGAAUGGUUGGAGAGAUUAUUAGAAAGGAAGCCGAUUUGGUUGUAGCUCCUUUAACAAUCACCUCUGCUAGAGAAAAAGAGAUAUCUUUCACCAAACCCUUCUUACAAACUGGAAUCAGUAUACUGCUGAGGAAGGAAGCAACUUCAGAGAGCUCAAACUUCUUUGGAUUCUUAAACCCCUUCAGCAGAGAGACAUGGAUUGGGAUAGUGACUGCUUACUUGGUCACCAGUCUCUGUCUAUUCCUUGUUGGCAGGUUAAGUCCUUGUGAAUGGGCCGACACUUCCAGUGAACAAAACCAGUUUACCUUUUUAAAUAGUCUUUGGUUUGGAAUCGGAGCUUUCACUUUGCAAGGUGCCCAACCUCAUCCAAAAGCUGUUUCGGCCAGAAUAAUAGCCGUUAUCUGGUGGGUGUUCUCCAUAACCCUGUUGGCUGCUUAUAUCGCCAGCUUUGCGGCAUUUUUAAACGUCGGAACAGAACAAACCACACAAAUUCAAACCUUCGAAGAUCUGGUCAAACAAAGAAAACUUGAGUUUGGAACAAUCAACAGCUCCUCCACGUUCCAGUUCUUUAAGAUAUCUAAGAAUCCAACCUACCAAAUGAUUUAUGAGCAGAUGGAAAAAAAGAAGGAUUUGGUUCUAGUAAAAUCUUUCUCUGAAGGAGUUCGACGAGUAAUGGAAAGUAAUUACGCCUUCCUGGGAGAAUCCAUUAUGCAGGACCUUGUUGUGGCCAGACACUGCAAUCUUGCCCGUGCACCAGAAGUGAUCGCUGGUAGAGGAUAUGGCAUUGCUGCCACACUGGAUUCUCCACUCAUCAAACCUCUGUCUAUUGCCAUAUUGGAAAAAAUUGAAUCUGGCAACCUAGAUUACCUGCGUCAAAAGUGGUGGGAAAACAGCUGUCCAACGAAAGGCAGUUCCGGAUGGACCCCAGUUCAACCACACACCUUAGGUGGAAUCUUUCUUAUACUGGGCAUUGGCUUGGCUUUAGGUCUAAUUGUGUCUUUGAUUGAACUGAUGUGCAAAGCAAAGAACAAUGCAGAUCUGCAGCAGAAGUCCUGUUGCUCUGCUUUCUCAGAGGAAAUAAGUCAAAGGAUUGGAGCAAGAAAAGAAACCCAAGAGAAUUCAGAAAAAGUUAAACCCUAAGCAGCUUUUAUGUCGAUAACCUCCUCCCCCCCUUAAACAUUUUCAGCUGCAGCUUACAUUUUGCUUGCAUGUACAAGAGUAUUGUUCUUUCUUCAUUUAAACGAACGGUACAUAAACAUUACUGCGCUAUUUUUUGCAAGUAGUUUGUAUAAUUCGAGGAUGUAGGAAAAAAAAAUAAGAUUUUAACAUUUUGCCCUAUGCAGGGACUCCUUUAGUAACAUAUAACGAAACAAUUAUCUGCGCCAGCUCACAAUCACUGCCAUUAUAUACAUAAUCACAUUACCUAGUACUCUUGUAAAGUAGUAACCAACUAUGUGAUGUUUUCGAUCUAAAAAGUCCGGAGGAAAUAUUGAAAGCACCAAUUUAUUUUCAGAACAUCAGAUGUAUCACAUAAGAUCUUAAUAGUCCUUUAAGGAUUUAAUUAGACCAACUUGCUAAAAAGAAAUUAAUAUGCUAUUCAAUAAACUCUUUAUAGGGCAUUGAAAUCUGAGUUGCAAAAUGAAGUAUAGCAAAUCCAAGCAAUGACAAUGGCUUACUUGUAGAAUGUUUUUAUAUGAGCUAUUUUUUGCCUACAUUUUGGAAUUCUGAUUUGAAGUCACUGAUUUGGUGUAAAUACACCUUUUAAAAACUUUUUAUUCUCUGGUAUAUCGUACACCAUUAUUAUCAUACCUACAUAAUGGCAAAGCCAGCUUGAGUUAGAACUUUCAAUACCAUAUGGGUGUCCAAUGAGUAAUGGAUACAUUAAUACUAUAAGCUCAGGCUCAAAAAAAAUGAGUAGAUGGUUGUAAUAGUGUUUAUAGAAACACAGUUUGUAUUGUAGAGCGAUAGUGAUUUGCUACAUUGAAGUGAAUUAACUAAAAUGUGGUGUAAGUACAUGGCUUGUCCGUAAAACAAAUAUCAACUUUACUGAAAUGAUUCCAGAGUAAUCAUAGUUUAAACCCUUUGUUAGAUGCAUGUUUUUCUAUCAAAUAAUAUGUGACGAUUUACUAUGUGUGUAAUAGAGAAUCUGCUCGCUUGUUAAAUUAGUAUUUCCAGAUUCCGUUUAAACAAUAAACAGUGUUAAUGAUCCUCGUUUACAGAAAUGCUUUGUAUAAAAUUUGCAUAGGUUGUCAUUCGAGCCUGUUGAUGCAUUUUACAAUCUCAUAGAACAUUUGCAUUUGUGGUGUGGAAAUGUGCCAAGUUAUAGGAUGAACUCGGAAUUAAUCUACACAGAAAUACAUUAUUUGAACCACAAAGUUAAAACCAAGAUAGCAUUCAGUAUUAACCGAAGUAACUAGGAAGAAAGACGAGUAUGUGAAGAUGCACCUUUAAAUAAAGUUGUAAAGACAUGAUAGAAUCUGAAGAUUUUGAAGUAUAGUGAAUACACAUCUUACAGGGUUUUUCACUAAACUCGGAUUUGGCUAAAUUGAAGAUAGCCAAUUUGUAUAUGUCUGAGCAAUUCAGAGGCCAAUUACUAAACUCUGCAAUUUACCACACUGCCUCCAAAUUGAUCUGAGAAACCAUUUGAACCAGACAGGUUUGCCAUAAUAAUGCCAAAAAUCCAGCAUGGUCAACCAAUCAAUUUCCAAAUUGUAUCUCCUUAUAAAAGAGCAUAGUCUUAAACAGGGAUGCCCAAAAGGCAGAACCCCAGAUGUUGUAGUACAGCUCCCAUGAUGCUUUGCAUGCCUUUAGAAUUCUUUUUGAAUGACAAAGCAUCAUGGUAGCUGUAGUUCUACAACAUCUGGAGAUCUCUCUUUUGGGUACCACUGCUCUAAAAGAAAGAUACAAUACCCAGAGUAGCUUUAAAAGAAAUGUUAAACAAAUGCAAGCACUGUAAGAUCAUUUUAAAGCAGUUGAAUUUGAUUGCUAAUAAAUUAGGUAUGGUUCAAAUACCAUACUUUGUAUCAAUCCAGCCAGCAACAGAAUUGUUCUGAGCCAGAUGAACACAUUCACUCCAUCUCCCCAAAUUAACGCAUGAGUUGAGCUUACUAAAUAUCAGAGUUUCAAUUUUUGCAAAAUCUGGCAAGUCCCAUAGAAUUAAGCAAAUCUGGGAUGUAUUCUGUUAGUUAACAGAAAAUCAAACUGUUAAAACGGGACUAUAAUUGCGGAGUUCUAACAAAUUGGGACUUCUUUUUCAGCUUUGACAUAAGCCUUUCAAUUCUGUUUUCACUUCACCACAUUUAACUAUUUAGUGACCACCCCAGUGUUAAGACCUUACUUUUUAAACACGGGUGCAUUUAAUGAAUCACUGUUUUCAUUCAUUGGGUGUACAUUACUAAAAUAAAUGUAACAUCGAAGUAAGCUACAUGUAUUAAAAUGUGUAAUGAUUCUGAA